Messenger RNA from Gossypium raimondii (Peruvian cotton), 1009 nucleotides. RefSeq lists its product as uncharacterized. Lineage: Eukaryota; Viridiplantae; Streptophyta; Magnoliopsida; Malvales; Malvaceae. The record is from RefSeq and is a predicted model, not a curated record. The transcript is spliced from 4 exons. The coding region runs from base 38 to 850 and encodes 270 amino acids.
AAUAUUAAUCUCGAUUGUCAGGUGAACUACAGAAACCAUGGCCACCACGCUCCUCCACCUAUCACCAAAAUCGCCACCAGCCUCCGCCCCAAGCUUCCCCGUCCCGAACUCACCGUUCUCAAGACCCAGAUUUCUCCCUCUUCGGCCCAUCAAAACGAAUAAUUCAAAUACCAAAACAAUCUCAUCUUAUAAAAGUGGAAAUGGCAGCAACACGCCUCCCUUGCCCGAAACAGAGUGCCCUGUUCCACCCGAACAACAGCCCAUAAACGAAUACCAAUCCCUCUCCACAUCUUUCCCUUUUUCUUGGGCUUCAGUAGACGUUGUUGAAUACUGCUCUCGCUUGUUCGCUACGGGUGCUUCUUUCGCCCUCUUUGUUGGUCUACCAGUUGCCUGGUUCGGUUCGGCGGGGCCCAUAUCCGAUCCGGUGAGGCCGGUUCUUGCCUCCGUUUCGAGCGGGAUUCUUUUGGUUACGGUUGCUGUUUUGAGGAUGUAUUUGGGUUGGGCUUAUGUUGGGAACCGCUUGCUCAGUGCCACUGUCGAAUAUGAAGAAACAGGGUGGUAUGAUGGACAGAUAUGGGUGAAGACUGCUGAAGUUUUGGCACGAGACAGGCUCCUUGGUUCAUUUUCAGUCAAGCCCGUGCUGAUCAGAUUAAAAUACACACUAGUAACCCUAGCAGUAUCCUUACUUGUAUGUGUUCUUCCCCUCAUAAAUGUUGAUCAGGGAGGUCAAGACAGUUCCUACAUGACAUCUAAAGAAGCUAGGGUUCAAGCUAUACCAGGAGUUUACGAUGAUGAUUCAGCAAGAUCAUUUGAACCAGAUGCAUUCUGUGGUGAACCUGAUCUUUCCUAGUUCGAUCCUUGUGCUGCUGCUGGUAAUACUUUGUACAGUCCAUUAAUCAUAUAUACAUGUAUAGAUAUUCAAAAGUAUAUCUCGUCUACUGUCAGUUCUUUGUGUAUAGUUUAAUUUUAUUUAUUGCUGUGCUUAAUUCUAAUUACAGUAGCUUAUGUU